Messenger RNA from Trematosphaeria pertusa, 810 nucleotides. RefSeq lists its product as uncharacterized. The transcript has a single exon. NCBI's taxonomy places the organism in Eukaryota, Fungi, Ascomycota, Dothideomycetes, Pleosporales, Trematosphaeriaceae. Bases 226 to 645 code for a protein of 139 amino acids. The record is from RefSeq and is a predicted model, not a curated record.
AGAAGUAGAUGUUCAAACGUAAAAAACCACCGUGCUAGCGUAACAACACCUCUACAAGACCUAGCUGGCGUUCAUGCCUGUCAGGGCAGUAGUGGCAAGUGAAUGCCCCCAGCGACUUCCCCCCCACAAACAGUCACUGUCACCUCGCAGCCGGUAUGACCUCGAUGUCCGCCGACGCACUAUGAGCUCUCAGCAGCGAAUGGCGCCAUUGCUGCAUGAGUAUAAAUGUCAAACCCUGUCAUCAAGUCCUGGAUGCCAGCCUGCAUCGGUCUUGCACUGUCCCUUCUGCAAUCUCGUUCUCCUCACCAUAGUGCUGCAAACCAGAGGCACAACGCACGCAUGUGCACAUCCUUGUCGCGGUGGCGUUGUUCAUGCUGUAGGUGCAGAAGGCAGCAGCCCACGGUAUCGUGCCGUUCUCCGCCAUGGGACUCGCAUACUCGUCGGGAUAGCUCUUGUACGCUAGCAUCCUCUCUGCCCUUCCCGCUCCUUCCUUCUGGGGCGUCGGCGCGCGCUCGUGGCCGAUCUCCUGACCCCCACAGCGCGUUAAGGAAGGAAGGAACGCGAUCGCAGAACGGCGUUUCCCUUCGCCGCAUGACCCACACACGAUACCUCAUCUCCCCCAGGCUCAACGCAAUCUCCCUGUGACGUCUAACUCAGCAGCUCCCUUAUCGCCGGCCUGUGCUCCUGAGUGCGUCAGAGCUGGCAAGCGUGCCCACUAUCGUAUGGUUCUUCUGACGUGUGACUCCAGACCUCGCUACCCCGGGCCCACUUUUCCGACGAUAGCAGUGAGGGCACGGUCCUGACGGGGCU